AUAUAUAUUAUCAAUGAAGUGAUGUAUGAAUGUGUCUCUGUCUUCAAAGUUUUUCAUUCAGUGAAAUUGGAAAGUGGAAUCUGCUCUUCUGAACCUUAAACCUUGUGAUUUCCUUCAAACUCUUCAAUUUUGCCUCAAAAUCAUGUUGAGAAAGCACUCCCUUUUGCGUUCAACACCAAAACAAGUUUCGCUCUUUUUCGUUAGCCACUUCCACUCCACCCUUUUCACUCCAUCACCAAAACAAGUGUUCCAAACCCAUUGGUGGGGUUACCCCAAAAGCUUCAAACCUAGUUUCACUUUCACACCCUUUUGCAGACACAGUGUCAGCACCCUGCACAGUGGUUCCUCUGUAGAACAAAUCGAAGAUGAUGAAGUUAUUGAGCGAGAUGUUUGGAUGAAGAUGAAAGACGAAGCAAGAUUCGAUGUCACUGUGGAACCCAUCUUGUCAAGUUACUACAACACUUCCAUUCUCUCUCACAAAUCAUUGGAAACCGCGUUGGCGAAUCACCUUGCCGUGAAACUCAGCAGUGCGUCGCUUCCUAGCAGCACCCUUUCUGAUCUUUUCGUGACGGUUUUGGAGACUGAUGAAGCCAUGAUGGGUGCUGUGAAGAGUGAUCUGGUUGCAGUUAAGGAGAGAGACCCGGCAUGCCUGAGCCACGUGCACUGCUUCUUGAAUUUCAAAGGCUUUCUGGCAUGUCAAGCUCACAGGGUGGCUCACAAACUGUGGCUUCAGAGAAGGAAGGUUCUUGCUGUCAUGAUUCAGAACCGGGUUUCUGAGGUUUUUGCGGUGGAUAUUCAUCCGGGGGCGAAGAUUGGAAGUGGGAUUUUGCUGGAUCAUGCAACUGGGAUUGUGGUGGGAGAAACGGCUGUGAUAGGGAACAAUGUGUCAAUUCUGCAUAGUGUGACAUUGGGAGGGACUGGUAAGGUUUCUGGAGACAGACACCCAAAAAUUGGUGAUGGGGUGCUGAUAGGUGCUGGAACAUGUAUUUUGGGGAAUAUUAGGGUUGGUGAAGGAGCAAAAAUUGGUGCUGGUUCAGUUGUCAUCAAGGAUGUGCCUCCAAGGACUACUGUUGUUGGUAACCCUGCUAAGCUUGUAGGAGGAAAGAACAACCCUGUUAAGUUGGAUAAGAUUCCUAGCUUGACGAUGGACCAUACUUCACAUAUUUCUGAUUUCUAUGAUUAUUGUGUUUAGACCUUCAAGUGUAAUGCAGUGUGUUUCUCAAGCAUGCUUUGGAAUUUUGAGUUUAGGACUUUAGGUGAAGUGAUUAUGAUUGAUUGGGGUGCCUCUUGUUUGGUAAGAGAGAAUUCAUGUUCUCCUACUAACAAUAAUAGGAAGGAAAAUAACAAUGAGAGUUUCCUUGAUUUAAGGAUGUUAUGUAUGCUCAGCAGUUAUACUUAUGAAUGUAUGCUUGUGUUAUUAGUAUAUGUGAAUUUCACUGCUGUUGUUUUCA
Vigna unguiculata (cowpea) is the source of this 1451-nucleotide messenger RNA. Its product is annotated as serine acetyltransferase 1, chloroplastic pseudogene. Lineage: Eukaryota; Viridiplantae; Streptophyta; Magnoliopsida; Fabales; Fabaceae. The record is from RefSeq and is a predicted model, not a curated record.